AUGUUGACUGGAUCAGCGAUCAGCUACAUUGACAGCAAAGUUGGCCGGCCUCAUUAUAAGGAUGCAGUCGUAGUAGCUGACUUGUUACUGCAACCAGGGCAUGACGUUAAUUUGCCGGUAAAUGCUGUGGUGCCGUUUCGUGUUCAGAUUGAAAGCAGCAUUGAAGAUGAAUGUAAUGGAGCCGAUAUUCACGAGGGCAAGGAUGGGAGAAAAGUACGAGGCCAAAGAUCGGAGAGUGAAGAUGAUAACAAAUUGGAUGGUGCAGCUGUUGUAAUUAGUUAUCAGUCUAGCUAA
Cylicostephanus goldi is the source of this 294-nucleotide messenger RNA. NCBI's taxonomy places the organism in Eukaryota, Metazoa, Nematoda, Chromadorea, Rhabditida, Strongylidae. The record is from the annotation of a GenBank genome assembly.